AUGCAUCCAUCAUUCUCAACUGUCUUGGAUGACAGUUUUGGACUGCCCAAAUUCCCCGCUUCAGGGGAUCCUCCAUUAGCUAGGAACUCAAGAGAGCUUGAGAAUUGGCUGAAUCCAGCCUCCAUUUCAAAAUCCAUAAAGCAACUGGAGCAGAUAAUCCGGAGCUUGACUCCUCCAAGUAAGUCACAAUCCCACAAGUUCACGAUAGCACGUCUCGAAAUCAACCUGGAGGCUGGAGCCACUUUCCGUGCCUUUGGAGGACCUUGGGAGUUGAAUAACAGGUGGAUUUAUGAAUCUACGCAAGCACGGAUCUACCCAAAAUGA
This is a messenger RNA of Oldenlandia corymbosa var. corymbosa, 324 nucleotides long. The record is from the annotation of a GenBank genome assembly. Lineage: Eukaryota; Viridiplantae; Streptophyta; Magnoliopsida; Gentianales; Rubiaceae.